Messenger RNA from Alosa alosa (allis shad), 1039 nucleotides. It is a transcript of the gene b9d1, whose product is annotated as B9 protein domain 1. The record is from RefSeq and is a predicted model, not a curated record. Gene Ontology annotation, biological process: cilium assembly. NCBI's taxonomy places the organism in Eukaryota, Metazoa, Chordata, Actinopteri, Clupeiformes, Clupeidae. Gene Ontology annotation, cellular component: MKS complex. Bases 190 to 810 code for a protein of 206 amino acids. The transcript is spliced from 7 exons.
UCCCAAGCGUCCUUGGCAGCACAGUCCGUGAUGGCAACGAAAGGAAACGUAGCAUGUAAAGUUAAUCUGUUGGCUUGUUAAUUGGCUAACGUUAUACCCACUCUUGACAGCAAAAGUAUGUUGAUGGUUUUAGGAUUUCAUUUGUAGUUAUAGAAGGACACAUUUGACUAUUUUCUUGCAUCGUUGGAAAUGGCAUCAAGCAACCCGUCUGUAUUUCUUCUAAUGAUCAACGGGCAAAUAGAGGGAGGCAAUUUUCCAGAGUACGACGACCUGUACUGCAAGUAUUGUUUUGUGUAUGGACACGACUGGGCUCCCACGUCGGGUUUGGAGGAGGGCAUCUCUCAGAUAACAUGCAAAAGCAGAGAAUCUCAUAAGCUGAUCUGGAACUUCCCCCUGGAUAUCACCUUUAAGAGCACCAAUCCCUUUGGAUGGCCACAGAUUGUGGUGAGUGUCUAUGGUCCCGACGUCUUUGCAAAUGAUGUUGUCCGAGGUUAUGGUGCCACUCACAUCCCUUUCACCCCUGGAAAACACACAAGAACUAUACCAAUGUUUGUUCCAGAAUCCACAUCAAGACUUCAAAAGCUUACAAGCUGGCUUAUGGGAAGACGUCCUGAGUUCACGGACCCAAAAGUGGUAGCUCAAGGAGAAGGAAGAGAAGUAACGCGGGUGCGUUCUCAAGGCUUUGUCACGCUUCAGUUCAACAUUGUGACCAAGGACCUGAAGAAACUGGGCUACGACACCACCCCCGGAUCCUCCGAGGCGCCUCCCAUCACAGGCCUGUCUGGAACAGACCAGCCAUACACAUUGUGAUAGCCCUGUCUAACCAAGAGCAGCCUUACUGGCACCAAUUACCAUAUACGCACUAAAAGCUAAGCACCCAGGGAGGCAGCUCCAGUGCAUCCACAAUGUCUUAAAUCAAUUCAGCGAAUUAUAGGAACCGUUUACUGUAGUACAUUAACAGUGUUUGUGUUUCACUGAAAUUGAUGAAGCAGAGUUUUUUUUUGUAUAUAUAUAUAUAUUAAAUUGUGGUUUGUAUUUC